AUGGCUACUUUCCCGGAACAUGCUCAAGUUGCAGCCUUCGAGCAAGCCUGCCGCGAUGUCCAAGUGCCGGCCACCCGCAUUCCCGCGGAGGAAUCAAUCAAGAACCUAACUCGCCAUCCAGAUGCCAUCCCCAUCUCUCUGGCUGUAAUACAAUAUACCUCCCUCCCCGCCGCCCGCUUUCAUGCCGCUGGUGCAUUACGCUCAGCAGCCUUGGAAGCAUGGGACACCCUAACUCCCCCACAGCGCUAUGGGGCAACUUCUCUGCGCUACCUCCUUGUCAGCUUUGCUGUCUCUACACCAGCGCUCAUGAAAUUCGAGCGCAAAGCCCUUCUCCGAACGGCAGCCGUUCUCGCCCGAAGGGCAUAUCUCGAGGAGCCUGCUGAGGACCGCGAUCGCUUCUUCAAUUUGGUUCAUGAGGCUGCAGCGAACCCAGACCCUGCAACAGCUCACAGUGCCAUGGCAGCUACCGAACUUAUCGAAUUGCUUGGCGCGGAGUUCAUGAUAACUGAUACCUCACGACGUGCCUCUUUAAUGCAACGCCAGGUUCACGUUCAGGCUCGCUUGCAAUUUUCCGCUCCCCAAGGACAUCUCAUCGGCUUACUAAAGGCUGCCUUGGCCUCAAUAUCGGUCAUCCUCACCGUCCCAGGUCACCCACCGAUGAACUCCCCGGACUAUGACGCUCGAGUGCUACCCGCCUUAGAUACUGUGUUGAGAGUGCUGGCGACAGAUUUAGCGAAGAUCCAGGCCACUCCAUCUGCGGACGCCCCCGUAGACUUGUAUGCUGAAGCUACAAGUGGCGAGGAGUCUCUAGAGGCUGUGGUUAUUAAUGCGUUUACUGGAGAAGAAUGGCAUGAAAUCAUCGAGCAGCUGCCAACAAUUUUGCGGCUUUGCCUGGUCGUAACGAGCUAUCAUAGUAGCGUACGAGACCCUGACGACGAGCCGCGCACUAUCCCGAAAGCGACGCAAGUCUUGACCGCCGUCAGCGCUAUUAGUCAGCGCAGCUAUCACACCGAUGAGGAAGCAGGGCAAAUACUGCAGUCAAUGGUAGAUGGCGUAAACAAACAGGCGUGGGCGAAAUCUCAACUAGGUGUCAUGAAACUGGCGUAUGCUGAAGUAUGGCGGCGAAUGUCUUGUGCACAUGGAAUCAUGACCGUUGUGAAGUUGGGGAGAAUGUAUUUGGACGUUUUUACCAAGGAUACGUGUCAAUUGCUGGAUGCGGCGGCCAUAAGCUUGGCCUCUCUUGAAGCUGAUGAAGAGGAUGUUUUUAGCGAAGAUGUCACAGAUGUGUUGUUGGAGACUUGGGCGAAUAUUUCGCUCCAGGCCGACGACGGUGUCAAGUCGAAGGAGCAUCCUCUGGCACCACAGAUCGAACAGGUCGUGAUGCACUGCAGAAAGCUCUGGAUGAAGAGUUUGCUUGAAAACGAACCGGGAGCUAACAUUCAUGUUCCCGACGACGAAGAAGACAUGGGCUUUGAAGAUACCUCUGCUGCAGAAGCUCGCCUUGCUUCCGCGGCUGUGCUACUGAGAUUCGUUUUGAACAAAAUGGCACCAAUGCUGGCUGAGUCCUUGGUACAUGCUGCUGAGGUAGUCUUCCAAUGGGGUACGAUGCGUAACAGAGAGACUUCACUUCCACUAGAUAUUUUUCAGGAAGAUCUAUAUUUUUUGAUUCUGUUGACGUGUAGUGUGCUUGCAGAUGAUGCGAAAGGCGAGCAUCCAUCGGUUCCAUUGCAGUUUCUGUCACCUGCUUCGAUUAACGGCCAUGGAAAGCCAGCUAUGAACGCCAAGAUACUGCUCUCUGCUCUUUUCGAUGUAGCGCAGAAAGAGUCUCAGAUGUUGGAGACUCGGGGGGUUCAUUCCGAUGAGGCCUCUCCACGAGUUGGAGCAGCAAUACUUGAAGCACUGGCUCGAGUAACAAGAACAUAUCUCGUUCCCAUAUCUCAUGACGAGACUGCAACGAAAACAGCAUUUGAGGCCGUCGGUGGAAUGGAAAUCGUUGCCGCAGGCAGGGCUGGGUGCAUGAAGAAAGCAUUGGAAGGUUUGUCCGCUCGUGGUUUCGAAUGCGAUGUCGCAGAGGCUGCCGCAUCCCUCCUUUACGCUCUCUCGCUCGGCACUCCAAGAUACCAUGACAUUCAAAACUCUCAAAUUUGGCACAGGCUGUUGCAAGCAGGGACAGGGGCUUAUCAAAAUCUCCCACCACCGGUGGUACGACUUGUUGGGAAGUGUCUGACGAAAGUGCUUGGAGAUAUUGUCGCCGACCAGCUGUUGCUCCCAGCAUACCAUUCUCUUCAUUCCCUCAUCGAGGAUAGAGAGAGAGAUGCAGAUGCUGCUGAACGCGCCAUAGCAACAGUGAACCUUUUGCGAGGAGCAGCGAUGUGUGAAAAUGCGGGACCGCGGACUCGUAGUGCACUGCUGCUAGCCUUACAUGCCCCAGAUGGUAUUGCGUUUAAUUGCGCGAAAUCAUUUGGCAGGUCCAGACCAGAUGUCGGGCAAUCCCUCAUCACAUUGGCAGAUGACAUUGUAAACUCCUCUUUGAUACACCUCUCCCCCGAGGAGUCACGAGAUCUCGUGAGGAACGCAAUAGCAAUCAUCAAACUUUACUGUGAGGUCAUAUCCCAAUAUGUGAGCGAAUCAAGUCGCGACGAACGUUACGAUGGCGUCCAAGGGGUAAUUGGGUUGCUGAGCAGCAUACUGACAGAAGGCUCGGACUUUGAAGUCGGUGAAGCAUGCUAUGUCGGUCUGUCCUCUCUGCUUCCCAUAUUCACGGACGAAAUGCUAGCUAUUCCUUCGGUAUGUGCAAAGAUUUUCAGUUUCACAACUGAUGUGGUCAUUCGGCACCCAAUGUGGUUGAGCCGAAUCCCUCCAGACAUGUGCGAAACCAUUUUGCAUCUUAUCGACCUACAACGACAAAACGCGGACUUAAAACUAGAACGAAGAAGCCUGGAAGCAGUUGCCUCUUUGGCGCGAUCGCGUUCUCGAAACCCAGAGCUCGGUCCAGCAAGCACUGUGGUUGAUGCAGCCCUUUCGAAACUGCUGAGGGUAAUCUUGGUGGGUAUUGCGAGCGGAGACGCCUUCGCAAGCAAUAUGGAUGCAUCCGCAGAUGCCUUACUUCCCCUUAUUCACGUGAGGCAAAGAGGUCAGACAUCUGCAUUUGAGGAAAUAGGUCGGGAACUCUUGUCAGAGGCGGAAAAUAGCCCCACAUUACUCGCCGCUAUACAAGAAUUGGGCCAUUCUGCAGCAGUAGCGGGUGUAUCUUUUGGCUUCAGUGGACGCGACACUUCGCACGCAAGCCCUAACCGUCUUGCGGAAUUGCAAGCUUCAAAGUCAUUUCGAGAAUCUGUCAUGCGAUUUUCUGACAUUGCUAGAAGAUGCCUUUUGUCGGUAGCAAUUGGCAACUGAUCCAUGAGCUCAAUUCGAGCGAAAACGAGUGACUGACUGUGUUCAACAUAUGCCUGGUUCUGUCCAUAUCACGCGUUUGGCCUUAACGCAACCACUUCGCACUCUAGUGAUAUCCCUCGGAGUGGCGUUUUGCCAUAACAAAUCGAGCAGUGUUGUAAAAUCCAGGAACAGGCCUCGGUAUGACGAACAUGUCUAGGAAGGUUCCCGCUCUCCCUCAGAAACCUACGAGACUAUUGGUGCGUUUAUAGAAUUAGAGCAAGACAGUUCUACACGGUUACGAAGUAGCAAGACGACAGGGAAUUCCAUAGACUGCAACCAUACUAUUCUAAAGGUUUUCCUUCUCC
Molecule: messenger RNA, 3740 nt
Organism: Chondrus crispus (carragheen)
Lineage: Eukaryota; Rhodophyta; Florideophyceae; Gigartinales; Gigartinaceae
Exons: 2
Coding region: 1-3396 (1131 amino acids)
Biological process (GO): protein export from nucleus
Cellular component (GO): cytoplasm; nuclear pore
Molecular function (GO): nuclear export signal receptor activity
Source: RefSeq, a predicted model, not a curated record